AUGGCUGCUGCUGCAAAGAUAAACCCACUCAUUCUCUCAGCUCUCUUUUUGUUCUCAAUAAUUCUCAGCUUUCCUGCAACAACAAUAUCAGACAAUCCCUGCGCGUAUCCAUGUUAUCCUCCACCUACAGGCACCGGAGGCACUUUUACUCCAACAACUCCGACCACCACAACGCCAUCUCCUCCGUCGUCUCAAACCGUGUCAUACCCGCCUCCAGCCGUCGUCAACAACCCAACUGGAAAUUACCCGUACAACCGUCCUCCGUCUACUUAUAACGGUGGCUAUGGUUAUGGUGCUAAUCCUCCUCCGGACCCCAUCUUACCUUAUUUUCCGUUCUACUACAAAAAUGGUGCUCGUGGAAACCAAGACGCUUCGUCGGCAACCUCUGUAAGCAGAAGAUCGUCAACGCUCUUCAACACUAUUGCCACCACCAAUCUUUACGUUGUAUUUGUCUACUUCUUUUUUAACUUUCUGUAA
Pyrus x bretschneideri (Chinese white pear) is the source of this 477-nucleotide messenger RNA. Its product is annotated as mucin-2-like. Bases 1 to 477 code for a protein of 158 amino acids. The transcript has a single exon. Lineage: Eukaryota; Viridiplantae; Streptophyta; Magnoliopsida; Rosales; Rosaceae. The record is from RefSeq and is a predicted model, not a curated record.